AUGGAAUCCCAGCGAAUAUUGUCUUCUCCGUCGAACGGUGAUGACACGGAAACCGAUUCCAUCAGCUGUUACGUAGUGGAGGGAGCCGACCUGUCGAUAGCCGACCAUGCCACCGAGGGAGUACAGUACCGUCUGAAUGGUGUACUUGAAGCAGAACAGGACCAUUUACGAAAGGGACUUAAUCGCAUUUCGAGCGAUUCGGCGUCCACUUAUGAAAUGGUGGAUGGCGGCAGCCCGCAGUCACCUGCGUCCGGUACCAGCGAUGGGCACGGUGUGGAGGGUGACGAUGAUGACGAUGGCGAAGAUGAGGAGGACGAGAUGUGGAGCAAUAUAGUGCGCAUAAAUAAUGCGACGGUCGCAACGGUAGCUGAACUGACAGCCGGGGGCGGAGGCGAUCCAGCGGAUGAUGAAGUGAUGGCGAAUGAAAUCGAGUACGAAGUGCAGGAGGCCAGUGGGCCGGAAUGUGAACUGCUGAACCGCGAAGCGGCAGACGGUUCAGCCGGCACGAGCAGCGGAGAGUUAUUGCAGCGAAAACGAUUCGAUCUGGCGCGCUCGUCCACCAAGGAAGAGAAACAGCGCCACAACGAGGAAAUAGUGAUCAUGAAAUCGAACUCGCUCUCCUCUGACACGACCACCGCGACUAAUUCGUGGGAACCGGUCAAUGUGGACGGUUGCAGUGCUGUGGGCACCGAGCCAGAACCGGUCGAUGCAGAAGACGAUCACCAAAACGAAGCGGAGCUAGUACCAGCGCCAUCUUUCGGUGGUCCUUCCAAACCGUGCUUCAUAGAUGCAUCUUCACUGUUCGACGAUGAUGAGGUGGUGUAUCCAUCGUUCCAGGAAAGCUCGUGUUCCGCGCAGCAACAUCAUUGGUCACAGCCUACCACUGGUGAAAGCACUGUUCAACUUGCAACAAUUCUCUGUGACGAUGACAAGCUCCGAUCGGGGGCAAUCGUUGAGGAAAAGGUAGUCAAACCCAUCGAAGUAAAGGACCAAUUUUCUGCCGGUCCGUCGAACGAUUACAUAGCGACCAAACUGAAGCUUGCCGAAGCGAGUCAUCUAACCGAUACGACGGGCAAUGAUAACGAUCGUGAGGAAGUGCUCGCGCGCCAGGAAGCUGAACGAAAGCAGGGCACAUUUCUGUUUCAAAACUCAAUCCAACAGUAUUCGGGACAUCUACUGGAUUCUAGUUUGCAAUUUGCCCCUGAGGAAACUUAUAGCGAUCUUUCGCUACCAAGCGUAUACUCAUCGAGCAGUGAGCCAAACUACGGUGAGUAUAGCUCGCUCACGAUAAGCGAUAAUCAUCGCUAUUCACUGGGAGGUAGUAGCGCGGUAACCGAUGACAGAGCCAGCGGACACAUGGACAGUUUACGUGGAGGUGGGACCUGCACCAGUGGGUACAAUUCCAGCUCUGCCGAUUAUAACAGUCGCACGCAGGCCACGAGCGACGUCGAGUCAACAUCACACUAUCCGAACACACCGUUUAACUCGAUCGUACAUGUCACGUCGUCGGCUGCCAUAUCCCAGCAGAUGGUGCCUCACCGCCAGGUGCAAGAACUGAGUGAGGAUACUGGUAAUGAUACAAGCCGAGCCAGUUCGGUGGAUCGAGAAUCACACUCCACACCGAUCAGAAUUCCCAAGCGGAUGCAAAAGCACGACGAAUCGGCUCCAAUUGUGUCGGGCGGUGCAUCCAUCGAAGACUUUACUCCAAAGCAAUGCGAAAGCCCAUUGGUCCGGCGACGUACGGACACUUGUCCAAUAGUGUCUGGUGGUAGUAUCAGCUUCGACGAUCCAUCUGAGGAGCGUGCUGCAACGGCAAGGCAAUUGAGCAAGAGCGGUUCGGGUAAAUCGUGGGUGGUUGAUUUGAAAAAUUGUCCCGACGAUGAAAAAUCGGCAGUGGCCGCAGCGGUCGCAAUUGAUCGCAAUUCUCUCGAUCAAUCAGGCCAACGGAGUCUUGGGUUUUUCGUCGAUUUGGGUAGCCUCAAGACACCGGAAGAGGAAAAAUCGAUAACGGUGGUGAAUAGCAGACCGCGUACAGCACGCACGGAGUUGAUGAAGAAAUCGACCGGAUUCUACAUCGAUCUGUCGGAUGAUGGUAGCGAAAGCACACGCAGUGCUACUCCCAAGUUGGGGGGUUCAAAAAUUGAAACACCACCUCCAUCAGCGUCGGCACUGACGGGUACAUCGAGAGGAGAAUCGGAAGAUAAGCAGACUGAUCGCAAGAAUAUGUUUUCGAUGUUUAUUGACUUUGGAGGUGAUAAUGCUGGUAGCAGUAAUGGUCCAAACGGUAAACCAGCAAUGCCACGAAAGCUAUCAAUGCCACAGUCUGUACUGUCAGGCUCUUCAAACGGGAAGGAUUCGGUCCGUCCCAGCAGUCUUGGACCGACGGGUGAAGAAACGUGUAAGCCUUACUACAUGUUUGUCGGUUCGGCGGAUGCCCAACCGUCAGUCAUGCGACGUCCGAAUGGAAACGCGCCAGGUAAUGGUGCAAUUGCAGCAAGGCACGAAUCUAAACGACACUCGUGGAAUACAACCGUCGGCGAAGGAGGAGGUCUCGCAGGAGGAUUUCACGAACGGCGUAUCGCAACCAGUAGCGCUUAUCAACGAUCAACGAGUGUAACAAGCGAUCGGGGCAUUAUGAAUAUUCUGGAUAAAAUUCCUCUGCUCUCGAAAACAUCGAGCAUGUCGAUUGAUUCCUCGGUAUCGCCGUUUGAGGAUUUCACCUGCUCGAAGUCGGAGCUGAGCACCUACUCGAACCACUCGAUAUCUUCCAACUCCGCUCACUCGAGCAACGAAUCGAAGGUAUCCCCGAAAGAUGGUGCCGGUCUCGAAGGCCAACCAAUGGAAGUGCCAGCCGACGGGAUGAUGGUAUCGUCGGCAAAGAAAAAGCGCAAAGAUGCAAAAAUAAACGAAACAUUCGACAAGAGCAGCCAAGGGUCGAUAACGGAUGGUAUCCUAUCUUCAAACGAGGAUGCCUCCCCGACGUCAACCACAACCGACACGGACGAUGUAACUUUCCAAAACAAUCCGGCAGAGGAAGACGCACUUCUUCUUUUGCAGCAACCCGCCAAUGUGACCGCUAAUGAAAGUCAUGAACCAAGCGAAGAACCAAUAAAGCUGUCUGCAAUUACCGCAUCCAGUAGCACCGGCAACAGCUGCAACAAACAGAUGGAAACGAUCGUUGAGACGGUUGAAUGUUCACCUCGUCAUACAGCAGCUUCGGCUCGGAAUAAACCUCAGCACACGAUGGAAACGCUCCAUGCUACGAUCGAGAAACAGAAGCAGCUGCUCGAAACCGUCUCCGAGAAUGUCGAAUCGCACGCGUCAACCACGACCUCUUCCUUUGUGAAACUGUCCGACAUGGAUAAGCCACCGUCGGCGGCAAGUCAGUUCAUCACUACCAAGUUUGAGCUUCAUUCGAGCAGCGGUGGUGGAGGUGGUAGUAGCAGUGGCGGUGGUGGUGGUGCUGGAAGUAACAUGUCCAAUUCGGCCGGUUCCAGUCGAGUAGCCCGCCUGUUCGAAUGUCAAAAGUACAACACGAUCGGGUCGGCGAUCGGAGCUAGCAACCAAGCAAUGAGACAGCAGCAGCAGAAGGCAUCGAACUACUAUCACUCGAACGGUGGUGUAACGUCGAUGGAGCGACACUCGUGGAAUAUGUCUCGCUCGACUGGCAACAAUUUUGUGAGCCUCAUCUCUUCUUCGGUGGAAAAUUCCCGUUCGCUUAGCAGGUUGUUUCCGCACCUGUCGAAAGCUUUCAGCAGCAGUCUUCCGUCGGACGUGGGUAUGAAUGGUACGGGUCGCAACGGUCAAGAUGGUAGCGAGAUGAUGCAUUCGGAUUUUUCCUGUACAUCAAGUAUCACUUCAAGCCGAUCCGGCAUUGAAUCAAUCGAUGAGUCAAUCUCCAGCCGUCAGCCGCGCCGCCUAGGUGAGGAUCUAUUGAAGAUGUUCCUUCAGGAGAUUGCCACCGAUGUGACGAUCGAGGUCGAGACGAAGAAGAUGCGUGCCCAUAAGUGCAUACUGCGAUCGCGUUGCCAGUACUUUGCGGCAAUUCUCGCUGGGAGUUGGGUGCAGAAUGCGGGCAACGUGAUCACACUGCCCGGCUACUCGUACGCGGCGGUGCACUUUGCGUUGUGCCACAUCUACUCUGGUGCCUCCCAUCCACCGGAAGGCAUCAGUCUGAUGGAGCUGGCUGCACUUUCCGAUCUUCUUGGUCUCGAAGGGUUGAAGGAGGUAACGGCGUAUGCACUGAAAACGAACUACUGUCACAAUUUCCACAAGCCCUGCGUCGGUUGCACGGACGGUGUGUUACAAGUGCUGCCGGUUACUUUAAACCACGGUCUCGACGAACUAUAUCGCAAGUGUUUGAAGUGGGUCUGUCGGCACUAUGUGAAGAUCUGGUCACAAAAGCAAUUCUCGCAGCUGCCGCUGGACGUCGUGCAUCGCUGCAAGCAGCAAAUCGUGGCCCAUCUUAACUCCGAAAGUGUUCUUACGACGAUUCUGGACAGCGAGCAGCUGUUAACGCUACUGCACCCCUACAAGUGGUCCGUCGAGGUGGAAAACGUAGUGCGCGAUAUACUGGACACAGCAUACGAUUACAUUGCGGAUCACUUUGCUUCCUUGCUUGCCAGUGACAGUUUCCUUUCCCUUGGGCAAAACUACCGCUGGGCCAUACCUCACCUGGAGCCCAUUUUAUUGCCCGCCGCGAACAAUCUUAGCCCCGAUCAGGCAUGCAAGAGCUACCCAAGGGCCACGCGGCUACAGAAGUUACUACAGGCGAAGGUGCUAACCAUGACGACAACGACCACUACUUCUACGCCGAUGUCGUCGAGUGAUAAUACGAACGUGGUAAACAUUUACGAGAAGCAAACGAAAGCAAGUGAAGGUGCCAGCCGUAAAGAAGUGGAUUACAAUCUGCAAGAGGAAGAAAUGGAUUGGUGCGAUGAGUUUGUGGGAAUGGUGAACGCCAUCCUGUCCGCCGUGGAACAAUGCUUGAUUCGCCAAUGUGCACGAGCCAUGCGUGUUAGCUCCUGGCAGCGAAUGGACGUAGAAUUACGCAACAAGAUCCAAAAGCUGGCCUGCCUGAUGGAAACGGCGGAUGAACGAAAAUCUCGUGCACGCUAUUCUUUCUCGUCGCAAACGUCCUCCUCCUCGUCAGUUCAUUCGCGCUCGAACGAUAUGCGUCAGGUGCGAUUAGCUAUUCAAGCGCACACGAAGCGCACUAUGGAGAAUGGCCAAACAAAUCAUAACCAACCCACUAACAAUAGAACGCAGCAAACACAAACGAUGAAUACGCAUCAGAACGAGUUAAAUGCUGCUUUGCUUAAUUCACAUAAGCUUGCAAAGCAUUACGCAACUCAUGAAGCAUCAAUGGCGAUGCCGGUCAUAGAGCGCGAACGAAUGAAACAUCAACAAGCUAACCAUGCACUGGAAAAUGGACGUAUUUCGAAAACUUCGUCAAAGAGUCAUGUUCCGGAUGGGGGAAAGAAGUCGUCCGCUUCGCUCACAAACGGACGUCAAGCGGCACAUGGCAUACGGAUGGGAGUGCUUUCCAAAACAUCAAACACCACCCAGCCGGUCUCCCACAAACGAUCACAAUCGGAGGAUCAUGCAAACCUGAAACCUGCACCUACGAGCAAACCAGAACCGUUGAAUAAUUUACGUACCAAGCUGAGCAACGUUAAACCACGGUAUCUCGAACCAAAGAAACCAAAAAAUGCGGCCAAUUUACACGCGCAGAACAACAUUUCCUCCAGCGGAAGUUCCACCAGAACGUCCAGUCCGGCGAUGGGCACUCGCAAGAUGACAUCAAAACUGCAGCAACAGAAUCACGGUCACGAAUCUAAUCUUUCGCUCGAUAGCCUGUCGUCUCCGGCAAAGUUGAAGAAUGCAAACGCAGCGACCAAACCACCCCGCGCGGUCAUAGGUGAAAUGGAUGUUUCGAUCGACUCGCUGGCAGAGUCGAUAAAAUCGCACUCGAUCAAAACGAGCAACACCUUGUCCCAUGAAUCACUAAUCUACCAAGAGUACUUUAAACCGAAAGUUAUUAAUGCUAUCGAUCAUCAACCACCCGGCAAGAAUGGACUCCUGAAGGAUAAAGACCAUCAUCGUGAAAAGCGUCCCAAUAGUGGAAAGUCAGCAAGCACCGUUGUCACACGCAUGGUUGCCGGCGGUAUUAAACCGAAUCAUUCUUCCUCAUCAAUUCCUUCGGUAAUUAGCAUGCGGUCGAACGGCAUCAAUCGUACGGCAUCCUCGGCAAGCGUUGGUUCGAACAGCGGGUCGGGACUGGUGAAGCGUAGCUUUCUUUCACAACGAUCCCGUGAAAUUUUGGCACGCCGCACUCAUGAACCAAAGUCGAACUCUACGAAUUCGAGCAAUAAAUCAGCCGCUUCCUCGCCCAGUUUACUGUUGACGCGCGAUAAGUCGUCCGGCAGUGAUAUCGCGAAAUCUGGCUCAUCUGCUUCACUUACGACACCGAGCUCCGGUAGCCGGAAGGUAUUCAACACAACGCUGCAUCUGCGACGUACGGCGAAAUUGCCUGAAAGUACAGGCAACAACCGUAACUCCAAUGUAAGUCAGGAACGUAAAUUGGAUAAAAAUACGCCGAAGGGAGCCCACACUACUGGAGGAACGACAACUCGCACGAAGGGACCCUCGGGGGACAGUAGAAUCGCAAUGAAGGGAAACGUGAUGGAGAAUAAUUGUGCCCUUGUGCCGGAGGCAGGUGAUGAUGGAAUGGCUGUACCGGUGAUCGUUGAACGCAUUGAAUCUAAAUUGGAGCGUUCGAAUACAUUUUCGAUAGAUGCUUCCGAUAAUCCGUUGGCACUUCAGAUGUUAGAUUAAACACAAAACGAACGAUUGCUGGUAAAAAUCUCAUCGAAUACAAAGGAUGGCUCCACGACUCUACAUGGAAAGGUAAGCAAAAAAAACGCACUCUCUCAGAGAUGAUCGCAUUGGCGCAAAAACUACUUCUCACACCUUACUGGUACGAUGAUCUUAAAUUCUGAUUAAUUUCAUAUUUAAAACACCUACUAACUUCAUCACAAAUGUCUAGUCACAUAUUUAUAUGCAUAUACAUAGAAAAAAGGGAGGUUAAAUAAGGUUGGGAAUUGCUGCGAUUUCCAACUCGUCGCAUUAUGUGGCGGUGCAUCUUUUUGGCACCAUUAAAUAAUUUCGUUAGUAACGAUAUACUUAUCUGUUGCAAGAUAUGCUUACAUGCGUAGUUUAUCACACACGAUACGGAGAAGUUGUUGAUGAAAGAUGGUUCAACUGUUAGAAAAGAUCCCUUUAAGAGGCCAUUAUUCUAAUUGAACUCCCGCAGUUGUUAUCGUGCGCUGGGACACGCGAUAGAGUUUUUCUAGCCCGACGGGCGUGAUUAUCUCCUCCGCGGAUGAGUUGAGUCAGUGUUAAACGAAGAAAAUAAUUACUUAUCUGUUUGUUACAUUUGUGAAAGCUAAAAGAUGAAUUUAUAUCAUUUAAACUCACCCCAAAGUACUGCAAAUGAUGACCGUGGAAUGUGAAGUGGCGAUGCUAAUUUAUUCGGUAAACAACUCACUACAAUUAAACAAAUUGUUGCUUGUGUGUAUGAAUUGAGGUAUGAUCGGUUGCUCUUUGAUGUCCAUAUGAGUGUGGUGUUCGGUUUUGAACGUUUUCAUCCUAAUGAAGCCAUAGUUUUAUUCUGUAAUCGCUUUUGCACCCAGGCUACAGUUUACAAAAUGUUAUUAUAAACCGGAAUACAGAUACUAGGCGUUAAAAUGACCGAAUGAAAAUGACAUUUGAAAUAGGAACGCUCUGGCUCUGGUUGAACUUGUGGCAUGGCAGCCGAAAAAUUCCAUGUCAUGCGCUUAUUAUUUCGAUCCACUAUUAUUAACAUUUUUUUUCUAGGUAUAUAACUUUGUUUGCUUAAUAUGAAACAAUGUGAUAAUUCUAUCAUAAUGACGAUCCUCGUUUUGGUUGCUACCGUAUUCUAAUUGAACCAAGGUUAUUUUUUGCCUUACACAUUAAACGCACCUGCUUUUGCUUCAUCUUGUUCAUUUAUAAGUUCGAUUGGUUCUACAAAAGUUCCAGAAGGAUGUGUGAUAUUUAUGGAACAUACAAUAUGUAUUUCACUCCUCGCACUUUAAAUUUCCCGUCCGUAACUGAAGGUGCGUGCCAAAAUAUGUGAAUUAGUUUUUUUUUAUAUUUGUUUAACAACGUUCGUCUAUAAAAGCAGAAUCAUGAUUAUUGUGUACAACAAUUCAUUCAUUUUCUCAUACGGAUGCAAUUUUUUGCAGCAUUUUUCCUAAAAGCAUUCAGUCUAGAAAACGUUAAUCAGUAAACCCGUCACACACCUAAAAUUUAACGUUAAUCAACUAAAAAACAAGUUGAUGCGACAACACGGUCACGUUGUGAACGAUCCGCUGCAGAACUAGGUUUGCACAUUUUAUAUAUUAUUUGUGAUGCGAUCGUUUAUGAUUCGGUAGUUCUCGAUUCAUGUUUUAUCAGGCAGCUUAUUUGAUGCAGUUUAGCAAACAUAAUACUUGCACUACAUUACAAAAACAAAAAUUGGUAUCCUCCUUUGAAUCAGACCCAUAAAAAAUACUGUCUUAUUGAACAGUUUGCUGUUAAAUGUACCGUCCUAUUUCUACCAUUGAUAUUUUAAGUCAUCCAUUUCUUACGUUUCUAUCACAUUGCAAAUCAUGAUCAAAAGGCGAGGUGAUCGUCGCAGAAUGCCUAAUUAAUUAUUUUAUUUACAUGUUUUUACAUACUGUGGACUGAUCAUACAAUACUUUCGUAAUUUACUCGUCUGUUACAUCGCACUACUUAUAAUAUUGUAUUUUUUUAAUUUUACUCAGUUGUCGGUCAACGUCGUUGUUGCCGUUGUUGAGUUGACUUUUGAUUUGUUCUCUUUCUCUAGUUUUAUCGCUCUAGAUAAAAAGUGUUUUUGCCACACUUUCACAUUCCCUCCAACUUUAUACUGCGUUAGUUCGGCUAAGUUUGAUUGUUAGUACUUAAGAAUCUUGUCAUUUUGCUGUAUCUUCAUAUAAUGCGAAUCGUUUUCCAAUCUGCAAACGAACAAAGAACAAAACACAACUAUAGCUUACAGUAGGAAUUCAGGACCGAUUUGCGCUAAACACGUAAUCUAAAAUCUACAAUAUAAUAUAUAAACUGCAACAAACCACGCCAAAUGCGGUGCAAACAAAAAGAAAGAACCACUAAAGCAAGCCUAGUCAUCUGUACAAAGUUAUGUUCAAAUGCUUGCAAAACUGAAAAGAUCGCUACCAAAUGAGAAACUCGUAUAUUGUGCUGGAGUAUAGUAGAUCUUGCAGUGCAGUGACAUUAAAGUAGAUACAGCAUAAACUUUAAACAAAACAAUUAGUAUUGCAUCAAUAUUUAGCUGUGUGUAUGUGUGUGAUGAUACCAAACUAUCGGUUUGCAGUCGAAAUAUGUUUGAUUCAGUGCGCAAUUGAACCGAAAAGGAUCCUCUUGACAUUUGGAUUUGUUGUGUAAAAUGCAAGUUCAGACAUUGUGACACUAUUGAAUGACGAUCGUGACGAAUUUUGCACCAGAAGAGGGAUGUGAAUUAAAACAACAAUAAACGUU
Molecule: messenger RNA, 9576 nt
Organism: Anopheles moucheti
Lineage: Eukaryota; Metazoa; Arthropoda; Insecta; Diptera; Culicidae
Exons: 4
Coding region: 1-6837 (2278 amino acids)
Molecular function (GO): protein binding
Source: RefSeq, a predicted model, not a curated record